AGCCCCCCCCCUCGCUCGAGGGCCAACACCACUGCCCGCGCGCUCCUCUCCCGCGCGCCGCCCCGCCCACGGAGCCCAGGGGGAAGCCCCCUCGCGCCGCCUGCCUCCAUGGCCGAGGAGGAGGAGGACCAGGCGCCCGAGGCCGGGAGCUCCAGCGGCUGGUCGGCGGGCGCGGGCGAGGCUCCCGCGGGCGGCCGACGCGUCCGCAGCCGUGCCCCUCGCGGUCCGGGCACCGAGGCGGGGUCCCAUGGGCACGCUCCGCGCGGGCGGUUCUCUGCGCGGGCCCCGCCCCGUGUCAGAGAAGUCCAGGCUCGUAAGCUGGGCAUGCCUUUUUCUCCAGGAGGCACAUGCAAGACCGGUUGAUACAGAAACAGUGUGGUGGCGACGUGCCGUGCUCGUUCGAGGAUUCUUGAUCUUACCGGCUGGCCAGUUUUUUACUUUUCCUCCAAGGCCCGCCUGUAGGAUGACCUGCCCGACCUAAGUCCAGACCGCGAGGCCGUGGGCAUGAUGUCUCUGCCGCCCACGCGAGGUCUCCACGUUGGAUCAGCUCGUGGACUCUCUGGCCCGCCGCGCCGCCGCCGUGGUCGAGGAGGGCGGCGCGGCGCCCGAGGGCCGGAGCUCCCGCCUCCUCGUCCUCGUCCUCGUACUCGUACUCCCCUCCUCCUCCUCCUCCUCUCCUCCCUCCUCCUCGUCGUCAUCCUCCUCCUCCUCCUCCUCCUCCUCCCUCCUCCUCCCUCCUCCUCCUUCUCCUCCUCCCUCCUCCUCCUCCCUCCUCCUCCUCCUCCUCCCCCUCCUCCUCCUCCCCCUCCUCCUCCUUUUCCUCCUUCUCCUCCUCACCCUCCUCUCCCCCUCCUCCUCCUCUUCCUCUUCCUCCUCAGCUCGGGCGGGGCCCUUGGCAGCGAAGCGGGCGGGGGAUCGGAGGGCGGAGCCGCAGGCAGCCCGGGCGAGGCUGCGCAGGGCGAGGGCCAGGGCGAGGGCGCCGCAGGGGUGCGCGGCAGCGCCGCGGGCAGCUGCAGCGGCGAGGAGGUCCUCGGCGAGGUCUUCGAGGAGCUGCACCUGGCGGGGCCGGUGGCGGAGGAGGUGCAGGACACGUGGGGCGCCUUCCUGCGCUCCGCGGAGUCGCGCGAGGCCGCCGGCGAGGCCAUCUACGCCGCCAUCUUCGAUUCCGCCCCCGGCCUGCAGGGCCUGUUCAAGACGCCGCGCGCCGUGAUGUCCAUGAGGUUCAUGGGCGGUCUUAGCCAGAUCAUCAGCCAGCUGCACAGUCCCCAGGCGCUCAAGGUGGUCGUCGAGACGCUCGGUUUCCAGCAUCUCGACCUCGAGGUGACCGCACCGCGCGUCGCUAUGUUUCGGGAUGCGAUCAGGGACCUGUUGCAGGUGGAAUUGGGCGAGCAGCUCACUCGCAUCGCUCACGAGGGCUGGGACACAAUGCUCAACUACGUGGGCGGUGCUUACAUCUACGUCCGCAUGAAGUACACCGACCGUAUCAAGAUCCUGGCGUCAAGCUGGGCCACUGCCAACAACAAGAUGCAAGAACUCGCGGGGGCGGCGGAGGGCGCCGAGGGCGCCAACGUCGAGGCUGAGCAGGGCGGGGAGGCAGGAAGCGGUGCUUCCGAGGUCGCCCACUCCACCACGGAGGGAAAGGGGAAACACGCGAAGAGGAAGAGGAAGAUAGCGAGUUGGUUCUCUGGCGCUAAAGCCGAGGCGGGCUUGGAGGCGUUGGAACACGGGAUGGAGAAGGGGUCGGCCAAUUCAGACGGCGGCAGCUUCAAAAAUACGUCAGUGCCGACUACCUACAACGAGAUGUUCAUGUUCAACGCGGCCGUCAUGGGUUUCGGCCAGAACCUCUGGAUGAAGGAGAUCCUCGCAUCCUUCGACACCGUCGUUACGAACGUCUCCAACUCGUACCGACUGCAGGAGGAGUGCGACGUCCUGUCGUUGCGCAUCGCGAAGUACAGGGGCGCCGUGAACCUCUCAGAGUACAAGGCGGUCAUGCUAGCCUCACUGCGAUCCCUGGUGCCGAGGGAUUGGGACUCGAACCACGAGGUCGCCUGGUCUUGGCUCUGGGAGAACGUGGAACGCAUGCUGCAGGCGUUGACGGGCAGACCGGCGCGAAUGGAGGCCUGCCUCGAGCGGCUCUGGAGCGGCCUCGACGAGAACGCCCAGGCUUUGGUGCGACGAGAGGUGUACACCAAGUUCUUUGCGCUCGCCCCGGCUGGCCAAGACUUCUUCAAGCAAUCCACCACGCGGCUGCACUUCAUCGCGGACCGCAUCGUCUCCAUGACCCUGGAGAUUUAUAAAGACCCCAGUAAGAUGGUCGAGGAUAUAUCGGCUCUCGGGCUGCGGCACGUUGGCUACGGGAUCCCGACGGAGCUGUUUGGACCGUUCGUGACCGCCUGCGUGCAGGUCGUGCGCGGCCUGACGGACGACGACGGCGCCGAGGAGGCCUUCCGAUGGUCCCUCAGCCUCAUCUCGCGAAUCCUCACGCGGGUGAUCACGGAGGGCUCCACCAUUGUCAUGAAGGCCAUCAACCUGAACAGCGGCCCGCAGAUCCGCAAGGAUUGCCGUGGGCUGCGCGGCCCGUGGCCAGCGCGCCGCAUGGAUGCUCAGGGUUCAGGUCGGCACCCAGGCGAUCUCGCCGCUCCUCUGGGCGAUCGAGCGGGGCAGCCUCGAGGCCGCCCGGGCCAUCCUCCGCGACCUCCUCACGAUCCGGGCGGACCGGGACCGCUACUACUACGGCAUGGACGCCCUGUUCGAGCGCCACGAGGAUCGGGGGACAUCGUGAGGCGCCUCUGCGUCGACGCCCCGGCCCUGCUGCCCUGCCUCCUGGACGGCCUGGUGUGGCGCUCGCGCACCACCGAGGACGGCACCAGGCGCGUCAUCUACUACGUCAGGCAUCUCCUGGUAAACAGCAGCGGGCAGUUCGCGCAGGCGCUGGAGUGGAUUACCGACAACGGCGAUCCCAAACUUAUCACGCACCCAAUCUUGACGAUGGUGACUGACAUCGUUUGGUUCCGCGUCGCACGAAGGACGUUCUUGAUGAACAAAGUGCUUGUGCUUCUCACCGCAUGUGUGUUCAUCGCUGGUACUGGCCGGCUCACGCAUGGCGGUAUGGUUGCCAAUAAUGAGGCAGAGCGCAUCUUCGUGGGCUCGUGCCGUUGUGUCAUCUACCUGGUGAAUUUAGGAUAUUGGUUGUAUUACCAUGUAAGGCGAAUGUGUCGCGAUGUGCGGGGAGGAAAGUUCAUCAGCAUAGGCGGCGUGCCAGUUCCAGAAUACCUUGACAACUAUGAAGAAUGGGCCAGCCUCUUCCUGACAGUUCUUCUCCUGGCGAUGCUCGCGUUCGAGCCCAUAUUGUACUGCUUCCCACACAAGGACGGAGAUUUCGACGGCGCGGGCUUAUUCACCGAAGAGUGCCCCCAAGGGGGCACCCACCGCAGCGUUCAUGCAAAGCUCAGUGCUGCCGCUACUAUUACGUACUUCAGCCUCAUUGUCGACAUCUCAGCGCUCUCUACCCGGGUUUCUUCAUUUGUGUUGGUGUGCUACCAAGUGUCGUCAGACGUGUUUCUGUCGUUGUUUGGGUUGUCUUUCGUUGUCUUGGCCUGGAGUUGUGCAGCCAAUGCGCUGGAGCAGGACGGCGGAGAUUUUUCUGGCAUCCCAACCGCCGCACGGACAUUCAUUAAGAUCGCCCUCGGCAUGUACGAAGGAGGGGCGUUCCGUAGUCUUCGCGAGGAACCUCUUCUUAUGGCGACGGUGGUUGCCUACAUGGUCGUGAGCGCGGUGUUAUUGCUCAACUUGCUCACCGCGCAGCUCAAUUGCUCUUACCAAGCAAAGUACAGAGACAUGAUAGGUUAUGCCCGCCUGAACCGUGGCAAGAUCGUCGUCGAGGCCAUGCAGGUGAUCACAGAGGCACGCUGGAGAGCUUUCGUCGAUUCGCUGCGCCUGGACGAGCCUUGCGAGUUCGGCCAAGGCGACAUUGGCUUAGCUGGCGGCAUACAGGUGCGCGAGCCAGCAAACGCCAACAUCACCACCGUUGAUAUUAUCCGCCGCUUCGGCGGCUCCACAUCGGUGCUGGCGCAGUGGCCAGAGGACGAGCUUCAAGCGAACGCCGACGAGGACCGGUUCGAGCGGAUAGAAAAAAUGAUCGCGAAGAACCUGAAGCGCGCGGGCUCGAGAGGCGACGUUAAGAAGGUGAAGGUUCUCCACAGUUCUGGUGGUGGUUCUGGGACUGUCAGUUCUGGGGCUGGCAGCAGCGGCGCUGGAGCUGACCAGGCCAGCUUGGCUGGCGGGCCCAGCGUGCACGGCGCGCACCUCUCGGAGGGCAGGUCUGGCAGCGAACUCGUCGAGAAGCCUCUGCUGGGAGGGUCUGGCUAG
Messenger RNA from Prorocentrum cordatum, 4368 nucleotides. Lineage: Eukaryota; Dinophyceae; Prorocentrales; Prorocentraceae. The record is from the annotation of a GenBank genome assembly.